AUGGAAGUUACUGAGCCAGCAUCUCCCAGUGUUAGGCACGCGCCUAACCAUGACUCAAUGGUCACCGUCGCGUUAUCCGAUAAUCAGUCCAGUUCAGAGCACACCCAACCGGAUUGGCGCACUCUUGACAUCCCUCCAACCCCAGUGGAGAUGAGCCAUCUUGAGAAGGAGAGCGAGGAGUCAUUUGAACCGGUGCCACUACAGGACGCGGCGAGGACCACCCCCACUCCCGAAACCCCAGGCGCAGACAGGGAGAGACAGACAGGCGAGAUGUUUGACAAUGAGCUGGAUUGGGAGAACCUUGAUAAGACAGAAGAACAAGAACCGCGUGGGGAGGGGUCCGAUGAAUCCACGGCCCUACUCCUCGCUCGACUCGAACAAGAAAAUAAUGCUUUGGCAACCAACCCCAAAUCUCGGAUACCCGAGGCUCCUAAUGGCAAAAUACACCAGCGGCAGUCGCGCUCUGAGUCACUACACCACAUCAAGCGACUCAUUAGGGAUCCCGCUCGGGCAGAGCUGCGAUACUCGCAAUUACCCCUCCCCAAUGACCGAAGACUUUCGGGUGAAACCAGUCCGUACGAUGGGCUAAUUGGGAAAGAUAUUGGUCGCAGCUUUCCCAACGUCGAAAUGUUCCGCGACCCGAACGGCGAGGGUCAACAAAUGCUCGGCCGGGUGUUGCGAUGCUUCAGUCUUUAUGAUACCAAGAUUGGCUACUGCCAAGGUCUCGGAUUUGUGGUAGGCCCUCUGCUCAUGCACAUGACGGAUGCUGAGGCCUUUUGUGUUCUUGUCCGCCUCAUGGAUCACUACAACCUCCGAACUUGCUAUCUUCCAGAUCUCUCGGGUCUACACCUUCAUGUUUAUCAGUUCCAAAAUCUUCUAGCACGACACAGGCCGGUCCUGUUCCAACAUCUAGAAGCAUUGCACGUUGAGCCGGUCUACGUAUCGCAGUGGUUCCUAUCAUUCUUUGCGGUGGCCUGUCCAUUACCGAUGCUUCUCCGAAUUUAUGAUGUUAUUUUUUUGGAAGGCGCAUGCGAGACUCUGAUGCGAGUUGCACUUUCCCUGAUGCAGCGCAAUGAGAAGAGAAUUCUGGCUUGCACCGAAUUUGAGGACGUGAUGCAACUGUUACUAUUCUCGAAGCUUGUGGGACACGUAAGUUUUGGGCAUCGCACAAAGCAAAGAUACGCCUUCAAUGCCGACGAUCUCGUUAAUGAUUUCGUGUCUCUCACCUCUCUCGUGACGAAUGAGAGUCUUCAAACUCUUGAAGCCAGCUACAACCAGUCUAAAGGCUCACCAUCCGGACCUUCAUUUCCGCAGAUGCAGGCAACGGCCUCUGGCUUCCUUGGACGACUAUGGGCUGGCUCCUCAAACUCUCACAAUUCGGUCAAGUCACUCAACCCGAAUACUAGCCCGUCACGUCAGAACAGUACCAUUCGUCGCUCUACUUCCAAGCAGAGCCUGACUUCCACUCUCAAUUCCGUUGAGACUACGUCCGACGCGAGUACUGCUGCUACCGAAUUAUCAACGGCAGCAGCUAGUGUCGAUAGUCAAAAGUCGCGCGUGAAAUCCAACAUGUCUUCACAUCACAAAGACCGCGACCUCCAUACCCAGAUUGAAGAACUCUUGAUGGCGCUCAGCGAUCUUCAGCGCCAACAGGCUAACCUCACCCGUGAACUGCAGCAGGAGAGAGAAGAGCGGGAGGAAGACCAUGUCCUGGCCAAGGAGCUGUUGAACCAAAUCAGGGAACAGCCGACUGAGACACAACCGGUCGAAUUAAUAGCGAAAGCCCAAACACGUUUUGAAUCAGUCAACCCGAAGCGUAUUUCAAUCACUCAGACCAAGCUUCAGCUCAAUGACGAUGUUACUCGAUGGAAGGAAAUGCACGAGGUGGAAGCCGGUCGAUGCUUGAACCUCACACGGCGCAUCGACGAUUUUGAACAGGAGAACUCGUCCCUCAAGGAGCAAUUACGGGAAGCUCGAGGUCGAAUCCAAGACGGUUAUCGGGAACGACAGCGACUCGAGCGCAUGAACCGGGAGCUGCGUACCCUCAAAACUCCUAUAUCCGAAACGCCGCUAGACACAUCCUCUGCGGCAGAUUCUAGCGAGUCUCAAUCUCCCACUAGUGGGCUACGCGAGUUCAAGCUAGCCCGCACCAACUCCACAAAAAGUCCCACAUAUAACAGACGGACAAGCAGCCUGGGUCUGCAGAGCGUUUUGUCGACGGAAGGUAACAAACCCGCCGAAGAGGCGUUGCUCAUGGAGUUGGUUACUGCUAAGACGGCCGAGGCGGUUGCUAGGCAAGAGCUUGAGGAAGUCAAGGGCAAGUUGGAUUCAUUCCGGAAAAUGAUCAAGUCCUCCCAGGCCAAUCCUGAAAACCGCCAUUCUUUUGUUGGACUCUCGCAGUCGCGGAUCAGCCUGGCCAAUAAAUCUCCCAUCGAAGCCCCAAAGACAGGUGGGACGCCCAGCAACGGCGGUGGGGGAUUCUUCAGUGGAUGGGGUCGACGAACUGCGACUGACUAG
This is a messenger RNA of Penicillium mononematosum, 2517 nucleotides long. Its product is annotated as putative GTPase activating protein (Evi5). The transcript has 5 exons. Lineage: Eukaryota; Fungi; Ascomycota; Eurotiomycetes; Eurotiales; Aspergillaceae. The coding region runs from base 1 to 2517 and encodes 838 amino acids. The record is from RefSeq and is a predicted model, not a curated record.